Molecule: messenger RNA, 2748 nt
Organism: Musa acuminata AAA Group (dessert banana)
Lineage: Eukaryota; Viridiplantae; Streptophyta; Magnoliopsida; Zingiberales; Musaceae
Product: disease resistance protein RPM1-like
Exons: 3
Coding region: 327-2504 (725 amino acids)
Biological process (GO): defense response to other organism
Molecular function (GO): ADP binding
Source: RefSeq, a predicted model, not a curated record
AUCGACAACAAAGCUAUUGCUAUAAGAAUUGGCUUGCUGGCUGCUACGAGGGAAGAUGUGCAUCUAAUUCAUGUUGAAGCUGAAGCUGAUGCUGAUGGUUUGAUUCAUAUUUUAGAAAAACAAAAAAGGGGGUGGAGACGAGUGAUCGUCUUGUCACAAUAGCCAUAGUUUCAUGCUUAUACAGAGAAACUAGUCCUUCGGAUGCACACAAUUUUGAUUUGAGCUGGGAAUGGUUGUGGAAGGAGCGACGCCGUGGAAGAAGUAAGAGGCGGUCGUCACGUCGGAAGUGUUGGUGAUAUAUAGCAGCUGAGAGUAUAUCUUCGGAAAUGGAUCCGCUGACUUGGGCUGUGCUGAGCAACUACCUGGCGUCUUUGUGCAAGGAUCUGACGUCCGCUGCCUUCCAAGCAGCGAUAACAGCCAUCAGCAAGAAUCGAGGAUCCAACAGUAUGGAUAUCGUACAUGAGUUCGAUAACCUGACGAAGGAGCUCAGGAGCAUUCAGUCCUUUCUACGUGACAUGGAGCAUAGCAAACUCGACAGCGAGUCCCUGGUGAAUUGGGUGGAGGAGGUGAAGGAAGCAGCGCGGGACUUCGAAGCCAUGACGGAACAGAUCGUCUACUACGCUCAUGCACUGGUGUGGGAUAAAUCAUGGAGGUCGAAGGCCUAUGCCUACAUUAGCAGCUAUUUGCCCAAGCUCAAAGAAGAAUUGGUAAACAAUAUUCCACAAAGAAGAGACCGAUACCUGAAACCAAGCUUGGUGCGCAGAGAAGAACAAAGCUGCAGCAGUGGCCGUCAGAUGAGGCAGCCCCAUGAGGAGCUGCCUCACGAAACCAUGUGCACUGACGUCGUGGGAAUGGAACAAAACGAAGCCACAGUCAUCCCAUGGCUCCUGGGCGAGACUGACAAUUCCCAGAGGAACAUGGUGAUUUCGAUUUGUGGUAUGGGCGGCCUGGGCAAGACUUGCCUGGCCAGGAGAGUCUACAACGACCAGCUUGUCAGGAGACACUUCGAUUGCUUCGCUUGGGUUUCCAUCUCCAAAACCUACAACGCUGAAGAGCUGUCGCGAAGCAUCAUAAGGCAGAUCAUAGGCACGCGCGAGGUGCAGGCGACACCAGACGAGCUCGACCGGAGCAGCAGAGCAGCCCUACUAGGCCUACUCGACCAGUGCCUUCAUCAGAACAGGUACGUGAUCGUGUUAGAUGAUGUGUGGAGCAGAAACGCAUGCAAUGAAUUUUCUUAUCUCCUGCAAAACGGUAAAAUCGGCAGUAGGGUCAUCGUCACCACAAGAGACCACCACGUAGCUGCCUCACUAUCCCUUGACAGCCAUAUCUUGAACCUCCAGCCUUUGCCUGAAUCCGAAGCUUGGUCUCUUUUCUGCAAGAAGGCUCUCUGGACGGAUCCUAAUAAGUCUUGCCCCAGAGACUUAGAGUUGUGGGCUCGAAGAAUCGUAGCAAAGUGUGAUGGCUUGCCUUUAGCUAUCCUAACACUAGGAAGCUUGAUGUCGUCCCAAGAUCGGAGUUCUUUGACUUGGAAACACUUCUACCUUGGUAUCAGCUCACAGUUGAGCAACAACGAGAUGCUCGUAACCAUGUCGCGCAGCUUGAUGCUUGGCUACGAUGAUCUACCUUACCAUCUUAAGCAGUGCUACUUGUACUGUGGCAAUGUCUUCCCUGAGAGCCGCAUCAUCAAGAAAAAUUGGCUCCUCAGGUUGUGGGUAGCGGAGGGACUCGUGGAGGACAAACGUGGAAUGACAUCGGAGGAAGUCGCAGAGGGCUACUUCGAUGAGCUGAUCCUUCGUAGCAUGCUUCAAGUGGCGAGGAAGGAUGAAUCCGGCAAAGUCAAAGCCUGCCGAAUGCACAUCCUCAUGAGAGAGGUAUCCCUAUGUGUAUCCAAAGCCGACAAACUCUGUGCGGUUUUUCAUGAGGAAGGUGUGACAGAAGAUGAAGCCAAAGCGCGUCGCAUAUCCGUCCAGAAAAGCAUUGAGAAACUCCCCGCUGUCCGGCAUGAGGACGAGACCCUGUUAUCUCGCCUUCGAUCGCUUCUUUUCUUCGUUGAUGACGAAGCUUCUGCUGCUGCUCUCCUAAGCAGCCUAACUCACUUGUACUUACUGGAUUCUCAGCUGGAGGCUACCUGCAACCCCAUUCCUCAUCUUGAGAAACUAGAAAGUUUGGUGCACCUGACGUUGCUAAGGGCAUACAACAGAGCGCGGCUGUGCUUCCGUGCUAACACGUUCUUGCGUCUGAAGUCACUUAACAUUGCAGAGUUGAAAUGCCUGAGUCAGCUGGACAUGGAGAAAGAUGCUCUGCCGAGCUUAUCUUUGCUGCAUCUUAGCCGCUGCGGAGAUCUACAGGGAGAAAGACUUCAUGGCAUCGACAACCUUCCCGCUCUCCGCCAUCUAUACUUGCAAGAUAUGCCUGAAAGCCUUAUGUCGAGCCUUGGAGGAGACCAUCGACUGAAGGCGAGCACUGGCUGGGAGUCUAUCUCAAAGUCGAUGUCGUGGCUUUGACACAGAGGGCGGCACCUUCGGAUCCCAUGACUGAAGCCAAGACCACGAUGUUAUUCCUAUUACUAUAUUUGCUCUUUGCUCAGUGAUAUUGUGUGUGGACUUGUUUUAUUUUUCUGCCUUGUCUGAAGAAUAACAGCAGAGCAUGUUGUUGUGUUGUACGUUGCUUCUGCUGAUUUGUGUUUUUCUAUCGCCUGUAAGUUGUAAUAUUUGUAUCUAUAGUUGCAAGGAGCAAAUGUUUGUGUUA